AUGCGCCUCACAUACUCUUGUUCCUUUGUGUGGCUUCGGCUCUCAGACGGUUUGGCUUCGCAGGGCGUCACGUACGAUGCCAAGGGUUACCUAGAUUCGCGUAACGGCCACCAUGGCCUGUUCCACCUGCGCGACUUCAUCGCCCAGGUAGCCAAAACAUCGCACGACGAACUCACCCGCUCCCACUGCGGGGUGCUCAUGGACGUAAUUGAAGACCAUCUCGCUCCAGCACUCGACGCAGCCGAGACCUACGACUCGAGCCAGACAAUCACCGCUCGCCACUUGUGGAUCCUCUUCCCCGUUGGAAGCAUCUUCGCCACGCGCAUCGAUGGGAGAUUACACGCCUUCCGUGUAGAGAAAUGUCAGUACGAUGGCAUCAACAACGGUAGCCCCGACUCUCAUGGGGACCUCUUCGUGACGUGUCAUGACAUUGUAUUUGACGGCUCCGUUUAUGGGAGAAGAGAGCGUGAACUGCACUUUCCUACGUUCAAGGGGAGUGUACAUGUGUCGAAUCUUGAUGGGUAUCCAUUUAUUGACCUAGAUCUGAACCCGGGUCUGGAGGAAUCUUUAUAUAUUCGCGGCCUUCGGCUACUGGAUUUUCAAGCGCCCCAAUACAUGUCCGGACCGGUUGACAGCAUACGACCCUCAGCGCCCAUAAAAAACAAUGAAGACGAAGGCGAUGACCACCCGACCAAGGUACACAAAUGGUACUUCAUUGAAGAUCUCAAACCCGUGAGGGUGGAGGCAAGCGUCCUAGACAAAGUAAUCUACGACGAGAAGAAGAAGAGGAUCGUGCGGGCCUUAACGGAAAACUACCUCGACUCCAAUGUUGAGAAAUUCGAUUUAAUUCUGGGAAAAGAGGCCAACGCUUUCGUUACAGACCGAGCAAAGCUGGACAUGGAUUCACUUGCUGCGUCCUCCGCCCUCAUCCGGCAUAUCGAAUACUUCAAAGGCAUUGUUUUCCUAACGACAAACAUCACCGAUUCCAUCGAUCCGGCCAUCAGGUCGCGCGCCCAGAUCCAUCUUGAGUUCCCCGACCUAACGGCGGAUAUGCGCGCCAAGGUAUGGGAGAACUUCAUGGAGCGGCUACCUGAGGGCUUCCCUCGUCUCGGCCCAGCCGACGUGGCCCAGCUAGCGCAAUGGAAUAUAAAUGGACGGGAGAUCAAAAACGUGAUGAACAUGGCAGUGUCGUGGUGCCACAAGUCUGAAAUUCCGUUCACUUUGGAUAGUAUAGAGGACUUGUUGUCUGCCGUGAACCCACGCGCGAGGAAAAUGGACGAGAAGAGUGGGCAGAAAGCUGGUGGUGGGAAAGGGUUCACAAACGGUGGUUUGGGCAACUUACUUGAUCUCUGA
Parascedosporium putredinis is the source of this 1353-nucleotide messenger RNA. The record is from the annotation of a GenBank genome assembly. NCBI's taxonomy places the organism in Eukaryota, Fungi, Ascomycota, Sordariomycetes, Microascales, Microascaceae.